AUGGCUCGCGCUCCUUUCGUUGUCCCCGCGCUCAAGAAGCAUACCGCCACCGUCAUCAUGGCGCACGGGCUGGGAGACAGUGGACAGGGAUGGAUGGCUCUCGCCCAGAACUGGCGCCGCCGCGGCAAGUUCGAGGAAGUGGCAUUCAUCUUCCCCAAUGCGCCCUCAAUCCCUAUCACAGUCAACUUUGGUAUGAGCAUGCCGGGAUGGUAUGACCUUGCCAAGCUAGGCCGCGACCUCGACUUCGAGGAAAUGGUCCGCACCCAAGAUGAGCCUGGCAUUCUCCGCUCACGCGAGUACUUCGAUAAGCUUAUUAAAGAGGAGAUGGAUAAGGGUAUCAAGGCGUCGCGUAUCAUCCUGGGUGGAUUCUCACAGGGUGGUGCGAUGUCCGUGUUCACCGGACUCACAAGCAAGGAGAAGCUCGGUGGUGUCUUUGGACUCUCGUGCUACCUGCUGUUGAGCGACCGGGUUAAGAACUACCUGCCUGAGGAGUGGGCUAACAAGAAGACCCCGUUCUUCCUGGCUCACGGAGAGGAUGAUGAGGUUGUGCGCUUCGAGUAUGGUCAGAAAUCCUCGCAGAUGCUCAAGGAGAUUGGAUUGGAGGAUGUCAAGUUCAACAAAUACGAGGACCUGGGCCACUCAGCUGAUCCUAAAGAGAUCAACGAUCUUGAGAUGUUCAUUGAAAAGUCUCUUUCAGAGAACGCAUCUGCCGGUCUCUGA
Molecule: messenger RNA, 720 nt
Organism: Penicillium salamii
Lineage: Eukaryota; Fungi; Ascomycota; Eurotiomycetes; Eurotiales; Aspergillaceae
Source: the annotation of a GenBank genome assembly